Molecule: messenger RNA, 468 nt
Organism: Linepithema humile (Argentine ant)
Lineage: Eukaryota; Metazoa; Arthropoda; Insecta; Hymenoptera; Formicidae
Source: RefSeq, a predicted model, not a curated record
AUGGAAAACGUUUAUAUAGAUUCCCACUACAGACGGAUCAAAGACAUCAUGUAUGGAUACGCAACAGUGGAAUUAUUAAAUGUCAAAAAUAGAAUCAUCACCGAUGUCACCGUUAACGCCGACGGCACCGGCAUCAACGGUUACAUCGGCGCCGGCGCCGGCAUUGGCAUCGGCGUCAGCCAAGGCACCGGCAUCGGCGUCGGCGGAGGCAUCGGCGUCGACGGAGGACCCGGCACCGGCGUCGGCGGAGGCACCAGAGUCGGCGGAGGCACGGGCACGGGCACGGGCACGGGCACCGGCACCGGCACCGGCACCGGCACCGGCACCGGCACCGGCACCGGCCUGUACAAUCAGCACUCAGAGGACGGGGAGGAUGGCGAGGACGCGGAAUGCGAGGUGGCAGAGGAGGAAGAGGAAGACGAAGAGAAAGAGGAAAAGGAAAACAAGGCGGAAAUAGAGGGGGGAUAA